AUGUCGAAAGCGGACGUUCAAUCGGGAACGGUGGCCGGGAUGAGUCGACUAGGCGUCAGCUCAUUGCUUACCCUAGUCGUCCUCCUUGGUGUUUCGUUGCUCGGCUUCUUUUCGCGACUUUUCGCGGUUAUCAGAUUUGAGUCAAUUAUCCACGAAUUCGAUCCUUGGUUCAACUACCGCGCUACGUAUCAAAUGGUGACUACAAACUUCUACGAUUUCCUGAACUGGUUCGACGAGCUGGCCUGGUACCCGCUCGGCCGAAUUGUCGGAGGAACUGUCUACCCUGGUCUCAUGAUCACUGCUGGCGGCAUUCACUACGUUCUCAACGCCCUCGGCUUCACGACUCACAUUCAAGACGUUUGCGUUUUCACCGCUCCAAUCUUUUCCGGCCUUACUGCCAUUGCCACAUAUUUCCUGACCAAAGAGCUUUGGAACGCUGGAGCCGGCCUUUUCGCGGCGGCUUUUAUUGCCAUUGCACCUGGUUACAUUUCCCGCUCCGUUGCCGGAUCUUUCGAUAAUGAGGGAAUCGCUAUUUUUGCUCUUCAAUGCUCCUUCUUUCUCUGGAUCAGAGCUAUGAGAACAGGAUCGAUGUUCUGGGGAAUCAUGACGGCCUUCUGCUAUUUCUACAUGGUUUCAGCCUGGGGAGGAUACGUUUACAUUAUCAACCUCAUUCCUCUUCACGUUUUCUGCCUCCUCCUUAUGGGAAGAUACGAGAGCAAGCUCUACGUUUCCUACACGACAUUCUACUGCGUGGGACAGCUUAUGGCAAUGAACAUUCCUUUCGUUGGUUUCCAGCCCAUCAAAACUUCCGAGCACAUGGCCUCGGCUGGUGUUUUUGCCCUCCUUCAGUGUUACGGAUUCCUGGACUACUUGAGAAGCAAGUUGGGAGAAAAAGAGUUCAAGCGCGCCUUCUAUCUCUUCGUCACAAUUUGCGCUGGAGCCAUCUUUGCUGCUGUCGUUGGUCUCACCAUGCUCGGCGUUGUCGCCCCUUGGUCCGGUCGAUUCUACUCGCUCUUCGAUACUGGCUAUGCUCGAAUUCAUAUUCCCAUCAUUUCCUCUGUGUCUGAGCAUCAGCCAACUAUGUGGACAUCGUUCAUCACAGAUUUGCAUUUCCUCCCGGCCGUUGCGCCCGCUGGUCUCUGGUACACCAUCCGUCAUUACGACUCAGCAAAAAUCUUCCUGGUCAUUUACGCCGCGUUUUCCUGCUAUUUCGCCGGAAUUAUGGUCCGACUUAUGCUGACCUUGACGCCCGUCGUUUGCAUGCUUGGCGGCAUCGCCUUGAAUGUCACAUUCGAUCAUUUCUUUGGUGAAGACAACGAAGACUCUCAGAAAGAAAAGGCCAAGAAAGACGCCAAAAAGUCAGAGGAUACUGAAGAGGAAGAAGCGACUCCUCUUGCGAUCAAACUCACUGUCGUUAUGGCACUUACAGGUCUUCUGUGUCAGUUCGCGGUCCAUUGCACUUACAUAACAUCGAACUACUACUCGUCUCCUUCCGUUGUUCUCGCUUCCAGCCGCCCAGAUGGCUCGCGUAACAUUAUCGACGAUUAUCGAGAGGCCUACUACUGGCUCAGGACAAAUACUGAUGACGAUGCUACAAUUAUGUCAUGGUGGGACUAUGGCUAUCAAAUCUCUGGUAUGGCGAACAGGACCACGCUCGUUGAUAACAACACAUGGAACAACUCACACAUCGCCAUGGUCGGACGGGCCAUGGCCUCGAACGAAGAUGAUGCUUACGAGAUCAUGCAAGAACUUGGAGUUGAUUAUGUUUUAGUUAUAUUUGGCGGUUUACUCGGGUACUCUGGUGAUGACAUCAACAAAUUCCUAUGGAUGGUACGAAUCGCCGAAGGCGAACACCCGAACCACAUCAAGGAAGCAAACUAUUUUAGUGCUCAGGGACAGUACACUGUCGACAAGAGCAUGUCAAAAACGAUGAAAAACUGCCUCAUGUACAAGUUAUCUUACUACAAGUUUGGCGACGUUCGCACACAUGCGCAAAUGUCCGGAUUUGACCGCGUGAGAAACGUGGAAAUCGGCCACAAAAAUAUCAAGCUGAAACACUUGGAGGAAGCGUACACGACGGAGCACUGGAUCGUCAGAAUCUACCGCGUGAAGAAGCCCUCCAACAAGUCGCGCAAGUUGAGCCACAAACUGACGCAGCGGAAGAAAAAGACAAAAGUAGCGCGCAAAGGUCGCAAGGGGGUCCUGAGCACGACCAUUCCAGCCGCCAAGGGCGCCAAUACGAGACAGAAAGCUUCAUUUGAACUUUAA
Molecule: messenger RNA, 2268 nt
Organism: Oikopleura dioica
Lineage: Eukaryota; Metazoa; Chordata; Appendicularia; Copelata; Oikopleuridae
Source: the annotation of a GenBank genome assembly